Molecule: messenger RNA, 2445 nt
Organism: Peronospora farinosa
Lineage: Eukaryota; Oomycota; Peronosporomycetes; Peronosporales; Peronosporaceae
Source: the annotation of a GenBank genome assembly
AUGGACCGCACAAGCAGCCGAAUUGUCUUGGACUAUCGUGCAUCUGAGCCAGUGUUGGCAGAGAGUGAACACUCGAGUCUGUGUGACGUACCGUUUUCCAGGUCACAAGUAAAGAGUCCGUCUAAAUUCACGGCGGCGUCGUCGAAUUCCGGCCAUGCGUCACCGCAUCGCCGAUCAGUUAUCCGUCAUAAGCUGAAGCUGCCCGGUCUAUCGAAGCACAAGCAGGUCAACAAAUUACCGCGAAUGGACGAGGUAAUUUCGCGCGUUGAGAUCACGGAUGAACAGCAGGCUAAGAUGCGAGAGCAGGCUGAAGAACUUAUCGCAGCCGGUUUGCUCAAGUCCAAGGCGGCGUGGGACGGCAACAAGCAGAUCUUUGACGACCCCAAGCUGUGGAAACUUCAUAGCGCCAAGCCGCAUCUUGCCGUGUACAAACGAAAAGAUCCGCACCGUGGUGAUGCUACUGCGAAUCAGUUUGUCGCAACAGGACGCAUUCCUGGCCUUACACUGCAGGACGUCGAGUAUGGCAAGUAUAGCGAUACAACGCUGGAUGAACGCUCCAUCAGCGCGUACUUGUUUCGCGACUACUUUUUGGACGCCGCAGUGCUGCAGGUGCUGGAGACGCAGACAGAGGACGACCCAUUUCGCUUUUUUGGCAUCAAAUGGAUGGCGUUUGCCUCCCCCAGUGGACCGGCAAGAUUUUUCUCCCCUAGAGAUCACGCGUACUACGAAUAUGCCAAGACAGUGAUUACCGAAGAGGGAGACAAAGUGCUGGUCAAAGUGAUGCAGUCAGUUGGAGGCGAUAUUCUGCCUCCACUGCCUCAAACUGUAAGUUACGAUAGACUUGGUGACAGCGUUGACCCGUCAAAAUUGCGCUUCGUUCGCGGCCACCUAUCGAUUAUAUCGAUGUACGUUUGUGACGAAGAGACCAACGCUGUCAAGGUGUUUGCUGAAGGUUCUCUGGAUCCGGGAGGUCGAGCUAGUUCCUGGCUGGGGAGUGCGUUCCUUUCGCAGUUUGCGCCCACGUUCGUGCGGAUUGAGUACUGCGCAGACAUUAAGUACAUCAUGAAGCACGGCAUGGUCUUUCCGCAUUCGCCAGCAGCGCUCAGUCAUUCUCAGUCGGCGCAGAGUUUCGUCAAGAGUCAGAGCACGAUAAGCGGGUCCGAGGUUACGGCACAUGGUCCCUCUGCGAUGCCGCAAUUAAUGACACCAGCUCGUGAAAUGGGGCGAAUGUCCAUCAGUCCUCAACCAAGCUGGAUACCAGAUCACCAGCGCAAAGUGUGCUUCGUGUGCUUUAAAAGUUUUGGUAUCAUCCGACGCCACCGCCAUCACUGUCGUAUGUGCGGUGAAGUCAUGUGUGGCCGCUGCAUGAUUACAUUACCACUUGUUGCACCGCCUUCUUCAGCUGUACAAGAUGGGAGCGACGAUAAUGUUGAAGACGGUUUCCACCCUCACCGUUCGCAUCGGCAUGUGGACCAGCUUGAAGGUCGUCCAAUGAGCAUGUUACUGAAGCAACCAGCGAAGAAGAUUCUGGAGGAGACUCGUUCGAACGGAUAUCCAGCCGUGAACAAUGUGAAAUUGUGCAAGAAGUGCAUGUUUAGCAUUCGUCAAGAGCGCAAGGGUACGAUGAGGGGAGCUACAAAUUUCUACGCUGCGCCCACUAUGAUCAAGCAAUUUCCUCUGGUUUUGCAGGGUUCUCUGGCCGAUAACGUUGGUCUUCGACCUGGACCGAUGCGUGGCUUCUUCCCGGGUGGUCGCUACGCCGCUGAUGAUGAGCUCAAUAGAAAUGCUGGUGGAGGUCGCAACGAUGAGGACGAUAUCGAAGAAACGGAUGAGGAAUACUCAGGUCGUGUUGAACACAUGCGGCAAAAGCACAUGGCGCGCGAGAGGAAGAAAAAUUUGCGGCGUAGUAUUCUUCUGUACGACGAAGACGAUCUGAGCAACGGAGGAGAGUCUCCACCCGCUAGACCAAGUCAUCUGUUUAACCGAGAUGACAGCACGUUUAAUUUCGACGAUUUUCUGCUGCCGACGCCAAAGCGCGAAGAGGGUGGUCAUAGUGCUGUCAGGUCAAGCUUGUGUAGCCGGGUGCUGAGCUCUACCAACAAAAGCGAUGCAAUUCCUCCAUCGAUACCUCGUCGGCCAUCUACGGCAGCACGCCAGUCGGAGAGCAGCUCGAAACUUCGAUCAUUGUCGAUUCCGGACCAAUUGGAACAGGUAGAACGAUCGAUCGCACAGCAAGAGGCAUUGAUCCGAUCAAUUACGGAGCAGCGUAGCAAGAUGUUCCGUUCUCCAGAAGAUGACACCGCUGCGAAGACGACCGUAGCUACGACUGCCGGAGAAAUUUCGUCAGAGGCACGGUCUUCCCUGCUUUACCCUGGAUCGACCGAAACUGCGCCGACGCCCAGAGCCGACGCAUUGACCACCCCGCUUUCCUUGCACUCUUCUUAG